CGCGGCGGCCUCUCCGCCGGCAUGGCCCGGAACACGCUCUCCUCGCGCUUCCGCCGCCUGGACAUCGACGAGUACGACGAGAACAAGUUCGUGGAGGAGCCGGACGAGGCGGCGGCGGCGGCCGAGCCGGACCCGGUCCCCGAGGUGGAGGCGCUGCUGAGGCAAGGUGAUAUGCUCCAAGCUUUCCACACAGCCUUAAGGAAUUCUCCCUUGAACACGAAGAACCAAGCAAUAAAGGAACGGGCCCAGGGAGUGGUGCUUAAGGUCCUGACAUCCUUUAAAAGCAGUGAGAUAGAACAGGCAGUAAACUCGUUAGACAGAAAUGGUAUUGACUUGUUAAUGAAGUACGUUUAUAAAGGAUUUGAAAAGCCAACAGAAAAUAGCAGUGCAAUAUUACUUCAAUGGCAUGAAAAGGCACUAGCAGUAGGUGGACUAGGUUCCAUAGUAAGAGUUCUUACAGCAAGAAAGACUGUUUAAAAGACUUACCUUGAACCAAGAUGAACAGUUUUGGACUCAGAAGAAAGAAUUAGCUGAAGUGAUACUGGUCCAUCUUUCUAGACAUUGCAAUCUACUGAAACUUUGGAAACCUCUGGAAUGCUUCUAAUUUUAAAGGUUGGGGGAAAGAGUAAAUAUUACUGUGUUUUCUGACUAUCAAAUAUAGGAGCUGAGACAUUCUGAUCCCUUGUUUAAAGGUAAAGCAGAAGGCAGAAAUUCUGCUCUCAUUACUGUAAGGGGAGAGGUAAUUAAAUCCUGUGUGUAUUGCUUAUUUAAAAGAAGAGGUGCUGUGGCUUCAGUAGACACAAUUGACUGGUUUCUGGGUGGGGGGGAAAUGUUUAUUUGAAAGGGGACUUUGUACAUACAAUCACAGGACUAGCUGGACUACUGGUUUGGUUUCAUUGUAAAGUGCCUGCUGCAUCAAUAAAGCUCUUGGAUUGUAAGAGUCAAAUAACUUAAUUUUACAAUUUAGAUUAAUUUGCCUUUG
Messenger RNA from Terrapene triunguis (Three-toed box turtle), 982 nucleotides. RefSeq names its product actin related protein 2/3 complex subunit 5 like (gene ARPC5L). The transcript is spliced from 4 exons. Gene Ontology annotation, molecular function: actin filament binding. Gene Ontology annotation, biological process: regulation of actin filament polymerization; cell migration; Arp2/3 complex-mediated actin nucleation. The coding region runs from base 22 to 477 and encodes 151 amino acids. The record is from RefSeq and is a predicted model, not a curated record. Lineage: Eukaryota; Metazoa; Chordata; Testudines; Emydidae. Gene Ontology annotation, cellular component: Arp2/3 protein complex; cytoplasm; actin cytoskeleton.